Symbiodinium sp. CCMP2592 is the source of this 4677-nucleotide messenger RNA. The record is from the annotation of a GenBank genome assembly. NCBI's taxonomy places the organism in Eukaryota, Dinophyceae, Suessiales, Symbiodiniaceae.
AUGCCUCCGCCACAUACUUGGCGAGACGGCAACCGGGACCCAGCCCGGGAAGCUCCUGUAAGCGAGACCUACAGCAGCAGCGAGGAGGAGGAAGAAGAAGCCGAAGAAGAAGCUCCCGAGGGCGACGCCACAGUGCGCCCCGGAGCUCCCCCUCCGAGCGGUCGGGUGGCCAAGAAGAGCUCAGCGCCACCACCGCCCCCAGCUGCAGCUGCUGGCACGCUGCCUCCGACGGCGGUACCGGUAGCGGGUCUGGGAGCCCCGCCGGGACCACCACCGCUCCCGGCUUCUCCGGGCCAGCCGACGACCAUCUACCCCGAUGGGACGGCCCAGCAGGGACUGUACACUGCCACGGGACAGUUCAUAGGAUACUUUCGGGUGCCUGUCGGAGUGCCCAUGGUGAUCCCCCCGAGGGUUCCAAUGGAGGCCAACGGAGAGGCCAGUGCAGCCGCCUCUCCAGGACCAGCGGCUCCCACAGCCGCGGCGGCCACUCCGGAGCCCACGGCAGUGAAGGCUGAGCCUAAGGAGAAGGAGCCACGGCACCCCAAGGACAAAGGGGAUGCCAAGAGGGCCAAGGAAGGCCGAGAGCGCCCCGAGAAGGAGAGCGCAAACAAGAAGGACAAGAGGGACCGGGACCCCAAGAAGGACAAAAGGGACCGGGACCCCAAGAAGGAGAAGAAGGACCGGGACAACCAGAAGGAGAAGAAGGAGACCCGGGUACCCGAGCCAAAGGCGUACCCCCUCAAGAAGGACAAGGGGGAUGGCCGGGUAAAAGACGAGCCCAAGGAGCCCCGCGAGCGCAGAAGCCCCUCUUUUGAGCGUGAGUUUCUGCCGCAGGCGAGGGCGAAGUCGGGUGCUUGGAAGCCGUAUAACGAUACCUGGUUCGAUUAUGACGGCAGAGACGAGCGCCUGUACCCAGAGAGGACUGGGCCCGGCGACGGACCUGGCUACUGGUUCUUCGUGCCGGGACCGGCGGGGAGACUCCAGGCCCCGUACCCCGCCGAGGACCGGAAGCGCGGUGCCAAGGACCCCCCGAAGAAGAAGAACAGGCCGGGCAAGAAGCAGCGCGAGAGGCGCAAGUACGCGGUGAGGCGCGACCGAGGUUCGGACAGUCGCGCCAGCCCCGAGAAGAAGCGCCCGCGUAAGACGGCAAAGAGCGAAGAAGCAAGCCCGCCGUUGCCGCCGCCUGCUACGCCACCGCCGGACCCCUCUCCGACGAGUCCUGCGGACCGCUACGAGAGGAGGCACGGCGACCCCUCCCCGUCGGACGACGAGGACGAGGACGAUGGCGAUGAGGACGGCGAAGGCGAGGGCCACUUUGCCGAAGAGGAGACGCUGACGGACGACCCAACGGUCACACCGCCGGACACACCGGCUCCGUCCGAAGCGCCAGCUCAGCGUGCAGAGCCGUUGCGUGCUGCCCAGGCAGCCCCGGCCAAGGCACCGAGCAGGCCGGCGAGCAAUCGCUCGCACGGCAAAGCGAGCGCUGGCUCGCAGGGCAUGCCACGCGAUGGUGCGCCGGUCAAGGCGGGCGGGCCUCCACUGCCCCCGCCGCUCAGUGACCGCAUCAUCGACGACAAUGCCGUCACGCCCCUGGGGAACCGCAGCUCACGCUCGCAACGUUCCGACCAGGAGUGGAACCCGAAAAAGGGGCCUGCCCCAGGGAUCCACUGGCGUGGAGGCGCUCCCCCACAACCACCAAAAUACGAUGCCUCCGCUCGCGACGUAGGGUCCUUCGACCACUACGCGCGGAGGGUCAGGUUGUGGUCGCAGAGAGUCGCAGCGUGGAUGCCUGAUGGGGACGCGGCCCUGCUCCUUGUGGAGUCCCUGACCGGGCUCCCGGAGCGAGAGCUGGAGUUCGUGCCCCUCUCCACCAUCGAGGAAGGUGGUGUGGAGGGCGUUCUCAAGCGCUUGGAGAGCGCCGCCUCGGAUGCCUUGGUGUACCGCAAGCACCACUACCUCCGUACGUGGGAGAGCAUCCGGAGGCACGGCGGCGAGUCCAUGCAGGCCUACGUCCACAGGUUCGACCAGACCCACAAGCAGCUCGGCGCGAAUGGUGCUCAUUGCUCCGGCCAGAGCUUCGAGUGGAUCCCGAUCCGUGACUCCCUGCUUCUGCAGUAUCCGGACACCCUUCCUGUUCCCCCCAGCCAAGCAAAAGGGCGUGAGAAAGGAAAGGGCAAGGACGCGAAGCGGGUACACCUCACGGAGGCUCCCGACGAGGCCACCGGAGAGGCUGCUGAGCCCCAGGCCGAAGACGCCGAGCUCGAGGAAAUCUCCAAGGCCAUGGAGGUCCUCACAGUGACGGCCCAGAAGCUAAAGUCCUUCACGCAAGGACGCCGGUGGACGGACGGGAAGGGCACUGGCUCGACCUCCUCCACUGGGCAGCCCAAGGGCAAAGGCAAAGGCGCCUCCCGUGUCCACGUGGCGGAGGAGGAGGAAGCUCCUCACGAGGGUGGCUACGAGGAGCCGCCGCCCGAAGAGCAGGCCUACGACGACCAACCCUACGACGAGUACUACGAUGCUGCCAAGACGGUCUCCCAGGUGCUGACCAACGCACCGGAGACGGCCUACCUGGCCCACUGUGCGACCUUGCGCCCUUUUGGCCUGAGUUGCAAGUGGCUGCCAGAGUCCGAGCGCUUCAAGUUCGGCGCAGGCAAGCCGGCGAUGAGCUCUGCCUCGCUGGCGAUCCCCGCAGGCAUUGACGGCAGGCCGAUGGUCUUGGUGGCCUCCCUGCUUGCCGCGGAGAUCCCGCUGCUGGCGUCCCUCAAGAUGCUGAAGCAGCUUGGAGCGGUGCUCGACCUCCCUUCUGAGAAAGCCUUCCUCGGCUCCCUCCAGAUCGAGGUCCCCCUCCACGUGACAUUGGGCGGACACCUCGCCAUCUGUGUCACGUCUUUUCCUGUCGACGGACUUCCGUGCGACCUGGACCGGUGGCACUACCGACGUGCCCCAACUGAGGAGGUGCUCUUCGGCCCUGCAAAAAGCGAACAGAACGCUGCAAGUGCCGACAACCACGGUCUGUCUGAGAGUGAAGCACUUCAAGUGAGACCCUCUGCUGAAGUGCGCGCCUCCGCAGCCGUUGGUUCGAGCCCCUCUCCUGCAAGUGGCGUGGUAGCCCCGACUAGCUGCCAUGCACGGACGCGUAGUGCCCCAGCCCCCGCUCUGGCUGUGCGCAUGGCGUCGCCUCCUGGUGGAGGUCCUCACCUUGAGGAGCCGCCUCUUGAAGGUGCUGAUGCGCCAGAGCUGCCGGCUCGAAGUGGACUGGGCGAGGAACAUGCUGCAGGCAUCGAUCCCCCCAGCAACGGUCACCGCGGCAAACUGCACGCAUCCGACCAACGAGAUCAACCGCUAUGGGAACGCAAUUGGCAGGUACGCCCUGUGCAGGGUGUGGGGUACCCGGUGGAAGUGGCACGACGACCCCGCUGGCUGGGUCUACUGGCCUCAGUCACGUGGGCGGUCUACUCUGCCCUUGCCAACGCCGACUACGGUUGUGGCCCCGAACACGGCCCCCGGUACGAAGGCCAAAGCCAAGGCAGCGCCCAAGGCACAGCCUUCGAGUACCCCUUCCUCGGUGAGCUCCCAACGCUUCCGUCCUCGGACCCGCAGGGCACCUCAGGAGUUCGACCUGUCGAGCCUCGCAUCGGGGAUGAGCUACGAGCCGGAAGACUCGAGCGAGCACGAGUUCUACGACUGGACUCGGACUUCCUGAAGACCGGUCAGAGGAAGCGGUUGGCGGGAGUGGCUCGGAAGGCAGGGGCAGCCUUGGGACUGGAGCUGUCCACGCUCCGUGCAGAGCUGGCCAAGGCCGUGAAUGCACGGAGAAAGAUCGACUAUGAUCACGACCUGAUGCAGGUCACUCCGUGUGACAGCAAGGGUAACGUUGAAGCCCUCGGCCUCAAAGGUGUGGAGGAGACCUGGGACGUCGCCUCUCACCGCGGCCGGAAGAAGCUCACGGAAGCACUGGACUACUACAAGCCUUUAGUCCUGGCCGUGAGGCUGACGAGCUCCCCGGCUCACUCGGACCCGGAAGUGAGCAAGGCCGCGCUCAAAGCGCUAGAGAAGCAGCAACGGCGAGGUCACUACUGGACCCUGAUAGCUCCCCCGGACCACACGGUGUGGCGUAAUCAGAACGUCAGCAGGCUUCUCAGCAGCAGCCAUGCACACGUGACCCAGGCAGAGGAAAGGGUUACAGCUAACCACGAGUGGCUGGCUCAGCCUACUCCCGAAGCGACUCCGGCUGGACUUGCUUACCGCGUCCGCCGAGUUGUGCGCGAGUUGGAGCCUACACGGUUCCGCCGCGAGAAGCAGCGUCCGCUUCGCGCCCCUGCCUGCGGCACCUGGGACCGGGUUUCAACAAAGCCCCCGUUCCACGAAACUUACUACCUGGACUACGUCCAGGACGACCGAGAAUGGCGUGGUGUGAUGGAUCAAGUGGAGCAGGUGUUUCGCACGAGCGCCUCCCCUCAGAUCACCCUCACACCCGGUCACGAGAUCUGGAAGCGGAUUUCGGAAAUGAUCCCCUGGCGGAUUGAGCGAGUCCAGCUCGCCAAGGCGCCAAAGGCGCGGCGCUUCCCUCGAGACAUCCCCUUCACUCACCGUGCCACCGUCAAUCCCUGUUCAAAGCAACUGACCUUCCGUUCGUUGGUAUCUAACCUUCUGACCUUUUCGUUUUGGGAGCCUUAA